AUGUUGGCCCUCACAGACGUCCGCGCCGCCGCCGCCCUCGCCGUCGGGCUACUGCUGGUUGCGGAGCUGCACGGCGACCCUGUGGGUCAGGCUGCUGCGGGGCCGGCGGUCGGGCAUUCGGUUGCCCCACGCCCCGACGAGCCACUGGCGUCCGGACUACGCUCUGAGCUCGUUGUCAUCCCCCGCUCCGACGAGCUACAGGCAGCUGAGGAUAUGCUCAGUCUCGCGCUUGUCGCGCUCGUUGGUGGCACCCGGCCAACGGUGUCUGCGGCGAUGAUGGCCAGCUACCUCUACAACCGCUUUGAAAUACGUGCGGAGGACGGCGACGCUCGCCGACAUGAUCCUGAGGACUUCGUCGUGCGUUUUCGCCACCAAGCUGAUCGGGAUCGGGUGCUCGCCGCCCCACCGAUGGGUGCACUCCUUCCCCUCAUCUGGCGACCCUGGAGGAGGACCUUGUUGGCCAGCGGCGGAUCCUUCAGGUUUAGGGUGCUGGUCGGCCUGCGGCGGGUGCCCCUGCACGCACUCAGCGUGGCCAUGGCGCAGACCAUUCUCGGACCCAACUGCGCGGUGAUUGAUGUCGUGCGCCCGCGCGACGUCCCGCCGGAGGAUGACCAAGAAUUCUUCGUCGUAGCUUGGUGCCUCGACCCGAGCUUCAUCCCGGACGUACAGGUGAUCUUCAUCCCCGAGCCACGAUUUGGCAAUCCCGUUGAGGCCUCCUCGGAGGAGCUUCCGGGACUGCGGUAUCUCGUUCGUAUCCGUCUUGUUGCGUUCGAGAACUGGAGCACGCCGCCGGCAUCGCCUGGUGGGGGUGGCCAUGGGGAUGGGCCGAUUGGCGACACGGACGGUGGUGACCACGGCCACGCUGGCGCUGGCGCUGGUGGCUCCUCGUGGGGCACGUCCCCUGACGAGGGCUUCUCGCCCAGGAGGGACAGUGACGACGAUGGCUCGGCGGACAGCAACUUCAACCGUCGCCACCCCGGUUUCGACCGCUGCAUUGGCGCCGACCCACCACCGGAGGGGGGGCCGCUGCCCGUUCUACUCGUUCUUCUCGCGGGGCCGCUGCGCCUGCCGGCGACGCUGUGCUCGUGGGGACUUUCGCACGACCCAAUGUGGUCUGAAGCCACCCUUGCCGAGCCAACGAAAGCUGUCAGCCGCGGCGUCAGCCACAGUGAAAACCUGCUGCGCGUGCACCCCUUCGACCUCUGCCCACCUGCUGACCGCUCGCCCCCGUGCUGCUUGUCAGGGAUCGUUGGCCGUGCCCUCGGUCAGGACAUGCCUGCUACCGCGCUACCGAUUUGGGCCACGGGAGGGCCGCCCGUGGCCUCCCUGGCCUGCGAUAGCUUGGGGGGCUUGAUGAGUUCGAGCCUGGCCAGCCCAGCGCUUGUCCGCCUAGACAGCCCAGAGCUUCUGAAGCUCCCGCGGCCCCGGCGCCGGAUGUCGCACCGCCCACGCCAACGCCAGCGGUGUCUUUCGCCGACUCUCUUCGUCUGCCAAUUGUGGAGCCACUGCUUCACACUCCGCACGUCUGGACCUCGAAGGCCAGCGAUGAGGCAGCAGCCGCCUCGCCGCCGAAUCCGACUUCCGCGACCCUCAGCCAGAGAAGCAGGCGAAGCGAGUGUUGAUGGCCAAGUGGACGAGGCGGCCGCAAGGUACACCGACAACGCCAGACGACGCUAUCGCUUUGCGUUUCCGCGAGACCUUCACGACGCCGCUCUCCUCCUCCAAGCGGGCUGCCUUGUGUGA
Molecule: messenger RNA, 1743 nt
Organism: Miscanthus lutarioriparius
Lineage: Eukaryota; Viridiplantae; Streptophyta; Magnoliopsida; Poales; Poaceae
Source: the annotation of a GenBank genome assembly